AUGGGCUGCCUAGAAGCCGAAGAAGGUGGAAGGACCCUGAGAGUGGACUUGGAAGAUGAGGAAUCAGUGACCUUCAAGGAUAUGGCUGUAAACUUCACCCAAGAAGAGUGGGUCCUGCUGGACACAUCCCAGAGAAAGCUAUACAUAGAUAUAAUGCUGGAGAACAUCAGCCACCUGGUCUCUGUGGGCAUUACAAAUCCCCUUCAAAAACAAGAAAUGAUUUUAAUGCAACAGAUCAGCAAGAAGGACAUUUCCUUCAUCAAGCCAAUGAUAUCUCAAACUCCAGAGGAUCCUAGUGAAUAUAUUGAUUUAAGUGAUGAAUUUACUCAUAGAUAUGCACUGACUCAGCAUUUGUUAAUUCACAUAGAAAAGAAACCUCAUAUCAGCCAACACUAUGGAGAAUCACUUAGUGAAGACUCAUUCCUUGGUGGACAGAAUCAAAUGCACACUAGAGGUAAAUUAUGUGAAUGUCAUCUAUGUGAGAAAGCCUUCGAUAAUUGCUAUAGCCUUAGACGGCACGAGAUGACUCACACUGAAGAGAAACCAUUUAAAUGUCAUGUAUGUGGGAAGGGCUUUCUGCAAAGCUUUGACCUUAGAAACCACAAUCGAAUCCACACUGGAGAGAAACUUUAUGAAUGUCAUCUGUGUGGGAAGGUCUUCAGUCGAAGUUCUUACCUUAGACAACAUGAGAAAACUCACACAGGAGAGAAACUGUAUCAAUAGAAACAUUAUGAAUGUCAUCAAUGUGGGAAAGCCUUUAGUCAAAGCUCUGGCCUUAGCCAACACAAGAAGAUCCACAUGGGACAGAAACCACAUGUAUGUCUUAUAUGUGGGAAAGCUUUCAGUCAAACUUCUGAACUUACAUGGCAUCACAGAACACACACUAAUGAGAAACCAUAUGAAUGUCACCAGUGUGGGAAUGCCUUUAGUCAAUAUGCUAAUCUUAGACGACAUGAGAGAAUCCACACUAGAGAGCAGCCAUAUACAUGUCAGCAAUGUGGGAAAUUCUUCAGUCAUCUUUCUUCCCUUAGAUGA
Molecule: messenger RNA, 1035 nt
Organism: Pteropus alecto (black flying fox)
Lineage: Eukaryota; Metazoa; Chordata; Mammalia; Chiroptera; Pteropodidae
Product: zinc finger protein 596-like
Exons: 5
Biological process (GO): negative regulation of transcription by RNA polymerase II
Molecular function (GO): DNA-binding transcription repressor activity, RNA polymerase II-specific
Source: RefSeq, a predicted model, not a curated record